GGAAUUACCCAGCUCCCGUCCCUCUCCCAGCCCUGCCGCUGCAACAUUUAUUGCAAAAGCAGGAAAUUGCUUAUUACUAAACUAGCUGGCAAGGGAGCGGGAGCCGAUGCUGUUCCACACUGGCACAGCACUUGCUUAGCUGCUGCUUUCCCUGCCUCUCCUUGUUCCGCUCUUUCUUCUUCUUCUUCCCCCUCUUUCUCUCUCUCCUCUCUCUCUCUCCUCUUCUUUUUUUCAUUUUGGCUUCUAUUCAAAUGUGGGUCAGGGGUGAGCGGCUCCCAACGUCACAAGCUUGCAAGAUGGCGCUGGGAGGAAGGCUGUGAGAUGAGGAACAGGCUGGUAUAAACCGAGAGGACAGGAGAGGGAGAGGAGGAGGAGAGGGGCAGGGGAAGCCAAGCUGCUGCUCCAGAUGCAAUAAGAAGCGCCUGGUUCUCCAUUCUGCAUCCGUGCAGCCACGUUCUAUUGAUGGCCUGUUGUGAUUUCAAUGGAACAUCAUGGGAUGUACCUGGCACGUCGGGCAGCACUGGAUGGAGGUGCCUUUAGCCCAAUGUACCUGGCAUGUACGGUUAGUGCACUGCUCAGGUGCUCGGUGUCUAGCCUUCUCAUCCAUCCACAAAUCCUCUACGUGAAAUGAGUGAUUCCUUAGAUCUGUUUUUGAUUGAUUCUUUGCUUCACUGGUGUUGCUUCUUAAAAGGUGGUAAAGUGAAGGUGAAAGGAAGAGAAGGUGGAGAUGGAACUGCCAAAUCAUGCCAAACAACUGCUACUGCAGCUGAACCAGCAACGAGCCAAAGGUUUCCUCUGUGAUGUGAUCAUUGUGGUAGAAAAUGCCCUGUUUCGUGCCCAUAAGAACAUCCUGGCAGCCAGCAGCAUGUAUUUCAAAUCCCUCGUCCUGCAUGACAACCUGAUUAACUUAGACACGGACAUGGUGAACCCCACCGUGUUCCGGCAGAUCUUGGACUUUAUUUAUACUGGUAAGCUCUUAUCGACUGACCAGCCCGGUGAACAGAACUUCAAUGCUCUCCUCACCGCAGCAAGCUACCUCCAACUGCAUGACCUGGCAGCUCUCUGCAGAAAGAAGCUGAAGCGGAACGGCAAGUCCUUUGCUGGCAAGGCCGGUGGCCUCGGGGUCGGGAGAUCUGCCAGGAGUCAGAGACUUUCCACCGCUUCGGUCAUCCAAGCUCGCUAUUCAGGGUCAAAUGAGGGGAUGAAGGGCUCGCACUCAAAGGAGCUGUCAAAGGGAAAGCUCUCUGAUGACGAGGUCUUCAUCAGCAGCUCCAACCAAGAGAACUGUCACUCCUUAAGCAGGGGAGCCAGUAAGAACGGCGGUGGGGGCGGCAGUGCCAACGGGAGCACCGGCGACCAGGAGCUAGGCCUCGAUCUGUCCAAAAAAAGCCCGUCGCUCCCUGUUGCAGCCUCCCACGAUGACACGCAGCACAGCGAAAGCCAGCACGGCUCUCCCCAAUCUGCCUCAGCCCCCGCAGCCAACAGUGCCUCAUCGUUCGACGAGUCUGGAGUCGGAGCCCCUCACAGCAUGGCGGACAGCAGCGACCCCAUGGAGAUGGAUCUGAGCGAGGAGUGCCACCACUCGCUGACGGAGAGCAGCCAGCGCAAGGGCCUCCGGCACUCGUCCCGCAAGAAGGAGUGGAUCAAGAAAGACAGCGCCUUCGACCGAAAGGAGGGGAGCAAGGACAGGGACGAGGGCGAAGGGCUGCCCAACGGUAUCCUGCUGGGGCCCUUGUCCAAAUCUGUAGAGCGGAGCCUGGCCGGAGCCUAUGGCGCAGACCUGCCCUACGCGUGUAAGGAGGAGGUGGAAAACGGGAAGGAGAACAGCGAUGACAGCGGCCAGAGCGAGAGCGAGAGCGGCGGGCACACCAGUGCCAACUACGUCUACCGGCAGGAGGGGUUUGAGCCAGUGGCCUACGGUGACAACCUGUACGUCUGCAUCCCCUGUGGCAAAGGCUUCCCCAGCUCCGAGCAGCUGAACGCCCACGUGGAGACGCACACCGAGGAAGACCUUUACAUCAAGGAGGAAGGCACGUACGGCAGCAAGGAUGAAGCUGAGGAUUUGUCCAACCCCAACCAGUCCUACGCCGCGGAGUCCCGGCCCUUCAAGUGCUCGGUGUGUGAGAAGAGCUACAAGGAUCCAGCUACGCUGCGGCAGCAUGAGAAGACUCACUGGCUGACACGGCCCUUCCCUUGCAACAUCUGCGGCAAGAUGUUCACGCAGCGGGGCACCAUGACACGGCACAUGCGCAGCCACUUGGGGCUCAAGCCCUUUGCUUGCGAGGAAUGCGGGAUGCGCUUUACCCGGCAGUACCGACUGACAGAGCAUAUGCGUGUCCACUCAGGAGAAAAACCUUACGAAUGUCAACUGUGUGGUGGGAAAUUCACCCAGCAGCGCAAUCUGAUCAGCCACCUGCGAAUGCAUACCUCUCCCACAUAAGCCAAAGACUCCAGAAUGAGCUUCGAGCCCAUCCGCAGUGAUUUACCUUUCUGUAGACUUGCUGCUUAAAAAAAAAAAAAAAAGAAAAAAAGAAAAAAAGAAAAAAAAAAAAAAAAACAAAGAAAAAAGGGGGCAGCUCCCCACACUCUGUUCAGUCAUGGGAGGCCUAAACAAAUGUAGCUUUAACAUUUAAAAAAAAAAAGUUCAUUUUUUCCCUUUUUUUUAAAAAAAGAAAGGUCCACAGCCAAGCUGAUGCGUUUAGUCCAACUCUCCCUCCAAAUCUUGGUGAUCUGGCAAGAAAUGCCACUUCUUUUUGAGCACGUUGACUUCUUUGCCAUAUUGAUUACCUGCGGCGGGAAGGAGGAGAAGGAGGACUGUGGGGGAACUUUUGACCUCCGCUGGCUGCCUCCUCCCUGCCUCGUUCCUUUGUGUUGCCAUCACCCUACUCACGUCCUCUUUGAACACCAAUCUCAGUAGGGGUAUUUCUUGCCAUUAAAG
Oxyura jamaicensis (ruddy duck) is the source of this 2938-nucleotide messenger RNA. It is a transcript of the gene HIC2, whose product is annotated as HIC ZBTB transcriptional repressor 2. The transcript is spliced from 4 exons. Gene Ontology annotation, molecular function: DNA-binding transcription factor activity, RNA polymerase II-specific; protein binding; RNA polymerase II cis-regulatory region sequence-specific DNA binding. The record is from RefSeq and is a predicted model, not a curated record. Gene Ontology annotation, biological process: regulation of transcription by RNA polymerase II. Gene Ontology annotation, cellular component: nucleus. The coding region runs from base 728 to 2440 and encodes 570 amino acids. Lineage: Eukaryota; Metazoa; Chordata; Aves; Anseriformes; Anatidae.